This is a messenger RNA of Lytechinus variegatus (green sea urchin), 5494 nucleotides long. RefSeq names its product microtubule-associated proteins 1A/1B light chain 3C-like (gene map1lc3c). The transcript has 4 exons. Lineage: Eukaryota; Metazoa; Echinodermata; Echinoidea; Temnopleuroida; Toxopneustidae. The record is from RefSeq and is a predicted model, not a curated record. The coding region runs from base 194 to 601 and encodes 135 amino acids. Gene Ontology annotation, biological process: autophagy of mitochondrion; macroautophagy; autophagosome assembly. Gene Ontology annotation, cellular component: autophagosome; cytosol; autophagosome membrane. Gene Ontology annotation, molecular function: ubiquitin protein ligase binding.
CCGUAUCAUAUUGAGCGAAACAGGGAGCUCGAGCUGGAGCGCGUUUGAGAAUUUUGUUUACUUUAGCUUGCUGAAGAACUGUUCCACCGUCUGGCAGUCUGGAUUUUAUUGGAGCUAAUAUCUAAAAAUUUCAAACUUAUCUUGCCAAUCGCUGCUAACGUUCCCCGUGGAUUUUUAGAGGUGAACUGCCACGAUGGGAACAGACAAGAAGACAAUCGAAGCUGAAGAGAAGGAUGAAAAAGUAUACAAAUCUUUCAAGCAACGCAAAACGUUUACUCAAAGGAAGGAGGAGGUUGCAGGCAUAAGAGCAAAGUUUCCAAACAAAGUACCAGUGAUUGUUGAAAGGUACUAUAAAGAGGUUCAGCUUCCUUUGCUGGACAAGACAAAGUUUUUAGUACCACAAGAACUCACAAUGAGCCAGUUUGUUACAAUAAUCAGAAAUCGAAUGCAACUCACUGCCACGCAGGCCUUCUAUCUGAUAGUUAACAACAAGAGUCUUGCAAGCAUGUCUACUACUCUAGCAGAGAUCUAUCGAGAUGAGAAAGAUGAGGAUGGUUUCCUGUACAUGGUAUAUGCUUCCCAGGAGAUGUUUGGUUGCUGAAAGACCGCAUCUGUGAGCUCAUCUCUUUAUCACGUUGCUUUCUACUCGCCUUUAUGUCUUAUUCCAAAUAUUUAUGUACUAUUCUAUUUUUCAGCAUUGUUUUUUUUGUCCUUGAAUUGUUUUGCCUGCCUGAAGAUGAGCAAAUGAAGAGAAAAUCUUGCAUGAACUCAGAAUGCCAAAGCGCAAAGCAUGAAGCAAGAUGUGUGUGCAUGAGUGGAUGUACAUGUAUGUAUGUACAUAGGUGUUUAUGAAGUAAAGGGGUCUUGCCAGGCAUCAUGCACCGGUGCUGGAAUGGAAAACAUGUACGGACUGAACAAGAUGUCAUUCAAGAAUAUCAGCAGGUCUCCAAUUAUGUAACAGAGUACAUGUAUGUGAAGAUGCUCCCAGUUGAUGCAACAUUGUUAUUAUGUUAAAACAUAUGUAAGUGAACUCGAUUGAAGCUUCAAUUUUGUACCUGUCCAUUGUGUAUGUUAUCUUAAUACUGAGCAUUCAGUAUGUUCAUGCUUAAGAUUCAAAGCACACUUAAAGUUUUGAAGUAAGACAAAAUUCGAAAUUGCAGUCCACAAGAGUAUCGCAUGUACAUGCUAAAGAAGUCAAUUUGCUCGAGAGGGUGCUGUAAUGUAUGAAAAGCCUAAUCAGCAUUAAUAUUUUGAACUUGAAAGGUAUACUGUAAGUUUAUGAUAGAUUCUUAUGUCAUAGAAAGCCAAGGUGUCAUUUGUCUAAUAUUCCUAUCUUAAACUUGGGAUUUUACCGAAGAAAAUAGCUAGGAAUGCAUCAAAAUGUUCCACUUGACUUUUCUAGAGGUCCUCCAAAAAGCAUCAUUUAUGAUUUAGUAUAUUUAUGUCUACUGAUGGGGGAAAAUACAUGUAUAUACAAGAAAGUCUGUUUUUGUGUCCUAAUGCAGGGUGCUACAUAACGUUUUAGAUUCACUUGUUGGGCAGGAAAAUUUUUUAAUAGUUUGAAUAUACUUGCCCAAAAAUCUAUUUCACUUGCCCGAAAAAUCCUUGAAAAAAAUGUUUUACCUCUUCAAAGAAAUAUAGUACGGUUUAAGAAACCAUUGACCUUUUUUUCUCUCUUUUGACAUGAACUGAUGAACCUUGUUGCAUUUCUUUUUACAAAGUAAUUUUAUCUUGCCCGCCAUGACCAUAUUUAGGGUGGGUAUAUCAUAUCAACCCUAAUUUUGGUAAUUCUUCUGUGAGAAUUUUGCUUGCCCUAUUCAGGGAAGUGCUUAUGUAGCACCCUGCCUAAUGCCAGCCAUCAAUUAAUCUUUUGAACAUCUCAAAAUACCCUACUUAUUCGUUAUGGGAAUCUUUGUAGUUAGAACUAUCUUCUGUUUUGUGAAAGUACAUUGGCCUGCUGAUUAAAAGAUGAAGACAGACAGAUUUGGCUUGGGUUGAAUUCUUCAUGGUACCAGGCUAUUUUUGCAUGCUGUCAAAAACAUGGAGAUCAGAAUGGGCAUGAUACAUACUUAGCAUCAUAAGCCCAAGCUGGUAUAUUCCAUGUGAAUAGCCCCACUUCGGUUGAUAAAAACAGGGUUUAUUAUCAAAACUUUUUCUAGAAUGACUGAUUGAGCUAGAAUCUUGAUGAACUUUUCAAACUUGGAUUGAUGGAAACACACAUGUUGAAUUGAAUCAGAUUAACACUGGUGUUACAUGUAGUAUGUAGAUAACCCUUUACAAGUAAAAAUCCACCUUUAAUAUGCAUUUAUGGGUGAAGAUACAUGGUAUGUGUUCAUGAAAAAAAAUACAAAAAAUAAAAGUGCUUGCUUUUGUAUUUUAUAUUUUUUCAUAUUCAUAUUUGAUUGGUUGACAUUUGUUUUCUUUUUGGGGUAUUUUAUAAUUUCUUUUUCAAUUGAGAGUAAAAAAUUGCAUAGUACAGUACAUGUAUGAAUAUGUAUGCUUUGGUGUACGACAUACCAUAGCUGUUAUGUUUCAUUUGGAAAUUGUGAUUUCUUCUUUUUCCUUUGAUUAGAAAAGUUUGACAGUAAUGGAUCUAAAUGUAUACAUUAUAUUUUCAGGGUACCGUACAUCGCUACAUGUAUGCUUUUCCCAGCAAUAUAAGACAUGUGCAAUUUUCGCUACAUGUAGGUUUUGCACUUCAUUUUGAACAUUGUUUUCAUUGCCACCUACAUAAAGAGAAUACCAUUAGCAUUGUAUGGAAUUCCAAUUUACAGAGUUGCUUGGUAAGAUUGAGAAAGUCAUUUUGACUUCUCUAUUGAUUUGAUAUUAACCUGCGUGGAUGGUUAAAGGAUUUCCUUUUUUAGAGGACUUGAAAAACCACCUGCCUUGCUUUAAUCACUUUAUUCCUAUCAAUCCACCAUGAAGUAAGGAAAAUAUUUCUCUGCCAUUGACCUUUCUUUUCAGUCAGGUCAAAUGAUAUCUUAUCAGUUGUUUGUGAAAAACAGUCUAGCAACACCAUUGUUAUGGUGAGCUUGUUUGUUUUCAAUACAUUUGAAUGUACAUUUGAUUGUCAUUUGUAAGAAAGAACAAUGAAAAAAUGAAUAAUAAGCUUAUAUUGUUGUUGUGUUGUGUUGUAGUGUAGAGAACAAUUUAAUUUGUUCAUUGAAAUUUGCUUCAGAGAAAUGGUAAAGUUGAAGACAUCAUCAGCCUCCCACUCCCUCGAAACAUAAAUGUCACUUGUGAAGUGUGUCGGAUUCAAUGAUUUGAUUAAGUAAAACAAUUUUCAAUAGAUCUCUUUCCAUGUAAAUAUGUUGGAUAAGUAAAGAAAAAAAAUCAUGAAAACAUCUUUGAUAUCACAGAAUAUUGUAUGUCACAGCAUGAAAGAAAGAAUCUUAAAAUGAUAAUUAAUUUGAUGAAUUUGAGUCAACCCCCCUGACUGUCUGAACUCAACUCCAAGACAAGGUGCUAAAACAACAUGCCAGAAGUAAUUUUGAUGAAGGGCAUAUGUAAAAAGAAUGUGUCAAAUAAAGCAUUGUGAAUUUCAAAAUAUGUACACGGAUGCCAAGUAAAGAUGUUCUCCCAAGUCAAUUAAAAAAGUGUUCUAAGGCCUGGUUACACUGGCUGAUGCAUGUAAAAUGUACUCCUAAUGGAUACAGCAGACAAGCAAAAUUUCGGGGUUGCUCCAUCCGUUUUCAUUCGCUCCAGGCAAUGGAUGUAAUGGGCGAACAAUGAAAUCACAGCCGAUGGAUGCUCGAUGGACAUAGGGCGUAUGAAACACGUAUGCAAAGUGUACACAUCGGAUACAUAACGUUUUCCAACGGAUUGCAAGAUUCUUUUACAUCUUCUCUGCAUCCGCAAGUGCAGUGGGACCAAGCCUUAAAACAUGUUAAAAGGGAUGAUGGUAUAUGUAUGAUACAGUACAAAUCUGCGUAUAGACCAGGCAGUCCUCAGCAUAUCUUGGACUGAGUAGCAUGUGCAGCAUUUAUUAAUUUUUAUGUGAAUCAACAUCCUCUUUUGGUCAUUGUUUUCGAUAAGUCUGUGAUGUGAUUAAAUGUACAUUCAUAUUGGUGUCCGGGGAAAGGCAAGAGUAUCACUGUAUCUCAUUUUGAAUAUACAUGUAAUGCAUGUGAAUUUUGUUUAGAACAUGGAAAGAGAAUGAAUCAAAAUUUUGUGAGGAUUCUGUAGUUUUAUCACUCUUAUGUAAUCAACUCACUCAUUGAUUAAUUUACAUGUGUCAGCUUGGCUGAAUUUGUAACUGGUUUUAUGUUUGAAUUGACUUUGAGUGUGAUGACAAUUUUCAUUGUUUAAUGUACAGUAGAUUCACCCAGUCCCAGUUUACAUCAUUAGUGAUAUUUCCUUAACUUGUGCAUUGCAAACAGUAGUGUUGUGGGAGUACUGCACCAAGCAUUUUACAUGAGUGUUAAAUUCAAAGUGCUAGUUCAACACCUACUGUAAUAUUGGUGUUAUGAUAACACAUCAUCGGUGUUAUAUUAACAUUAUUCGGUGUUGAUAAUGGAAAUUUCAAGCUAGCUUUGCUGCUGGCUUAGUUAGAUGGUAACUGGCAUGCAUAGAAUUAAGCAGUCUUUUAGCUAGCAUUUACUGUUCACUACCUUAAUUGCAAUUGCUUAUUAAGUGAGCCACCGGCUAGUCGCUAGCACACUUAAAUUUCUAAAAGGAAUAUAUUCAACCUCCUUGGUGUACUUGUAAGUUGUAACAUGUUAAGGUGCGCUCCUCUCACAACACCAACUGAUUGCUAUUCUUAAUAUAGAAUUGACCGUAUGAUUAUGCAGUACUACUACAUAACGAUAUUAAAAGCAAAAAUCUGAAAAUUGACAUUUAAAUGCUCUACAAGUUGAUUUCCUAUAGUUUUCUUCAUAAUUUUGUUCUAUUUUCUUUUAGAAAUUUACGUUGAGUUCUUAGUUCUUAAAAUAUAUUUUCAACCAGAAUCAUCCACAAUUUUGAUUAGAAUGGUUUUAGAGGUCUGUUAUAUUUUUUAAUCGAUAUUAUCAAGAACUGAUAGAAAAGAAAGAAGAAGAUGCUAAUCAUGUCUAGUCUGUUCAUAUUGCAUUGCCUAUUUACCUGUAGAUCACUAAUGAUUAGUAGUUUUCUUCCAGAAUGUAUCGUACAGUACAAUAGAAUGUAAGAUUUCAUAGCUUUCAAUGUACAUUGCGUUUGGGUAUAUUUUUGACUGGAUUAUAAAGCAUGAUAAUUUGAAUGUUUACCAUGUUGCAUUUAUUGGUGCUGGUAAUUUUAAUGUCUAUUUACAAAGGCUUCCAUGAUCAUAGUUGUAUGCAGCCAGUAGGAUCCACGAUGCCGCUAUUGCAUUGCAGUACAUGUAUGUAUCAGACAAUGACAUUUGAAAUAUUAUGCCAGUUCAGACGAAGAAACUUGAUUUAUUUAAUGAUGGAAUGUGGCAUUUGAGACUUUUUUUUCUGCUGUAAAAUGCCUUUGGAUGUUGUGUUAUUUGAUCUGGCCUGUGGAAACAAGUUAGACA